AUGCUACAAAAACUUCAAAGUUGGUUAGUAAGGCAAAGAGACCAGUCAGCUGUGUCUUAUAGUCGCUUUGGUCGUCCAGGUGAUGAGGAGGAAGAUAAACCACCACCUACAACAAUUGUCGUUGCCCCAUUUAAUGAAAAUGCUCCGGAAUAUUUUCUUUUUGGUUCUUGUCAUGUUCAAAAGGCUGCAAUCUAUUUUGCUGCUUUUGGAAUGUCAAUAACAAUUUUGAUGUUUAUUAGUACGUUCUUUGAAUUUGAUUGGUAUCAUUACAAAAGAGGUGUUGAUGUGGGUGCUGUUAUAGGUCUUUUUCUAUAUUUGGCUAUUGGAGUGCUUAUUCAUUAUUAUGUGAUUAUUGGGGUUAAAAGACAACUAUCACGUUAUUUGCUUCCGUUUAUUUGUGUUUAUACAAUUAUAUGUGUAACUGAAACUUGUAUGUGUAUUGGACUUUUGUUUAAAUUAUUGGAUGCCCAAGUUACUGAACCUUAUCAUCGUGUACACAUUCAAAUGGAUGUUUAUUAUCAUUCUACUACAACAACAACACCUCCUUAUGCAGCUAUUUUGUUUGGGCUAUUUAUUGUUCUUGCUGUUCAAUUUUUAAUGUUGGUUGGCGUUUUGCGUUGUCGACAAUUUCUUUCGGCAAAACAGGAACAUGAAAUGGCUAUGAAAGUUGCCGAAAUGAGUAAAACUCAAUAUCCAACCAUUCAAAUUGUUUUUGCUUCUUCUGGUAGCGGUACCGGACCUUUUAGAAAUCCAGCACCUCAAAAUGGCAUUAUUCUAAAUCCUCCUCCCGUAUUUAAUCCAUCUUCUACUACUGCUAAUAAUUAUUCUUCUCCAAUUCCACAAACGCCUUUUCACAAUAAAAAUGAUGAUGAUUCAUCAAAUUCUUCACCUACAACAGCUUCAAAUUCGUCUCCAAUUCCUCCAACGCCUUCGCAUAAUAAUUCAAAUAAACAAUCAAAUGAGCCGCCAAUGGAGAAUAUUAUUAUUUGAAAAAAAUUUUUUAAGAUGAGAAAGAAGAGGAAAGGUUCUGAAGUGAAUUUUUUAAAUAAAAAUUUUUCUUCUUUAACAUUAAAUUCA
Messenger RNA from Meloidogyne enterolobii, 1077 nucleotides. Lineage: Eukaryota; Metazoa; Nematoda; Chromadorea; Rhabditida; Meloidogynidae. The record is from the annotation of a GenBank genome assembly.